Messenger RNA from Dermatophagoides pteronyssinus (European house dust mite), 596 nucleotides. RefSeq lists its product as uncharacterized. The record is from RefSeq and is a predicted model, not a curated record. Lineage: Eukaryota; Metazoa; Arthropoda; Arachnida; Sarcoptiformes; Pyroglyphidae.
AGUAAGUGUGCAUUUUCCUGUUUCCUUUUCACUGGCUGAAAAGUCGAACAUUCGAAAAAUUCGAAUACAUGCAUGUGCUCGUUCGUAUCAUCUCGUUUCAAUCUCAUUCACCAACAAAACAUUCGAAUUUGUUUGAGGCUAAAGUCGAAAAAAAGCGAAUUAGAAAAUCAAUUUUUUUUUUAGGUCAUUUACAAUUGACAAGGCUGUAUCGAAACGAUCUUACAAAAUAUAUGAUCUUCAGACCCGCAGUGCUUUUGUUGAAAUUAUCAAACUUGAUUGAAUGCAUGAUCUCGACGAAGGUGUUCUCGAGAAAUAUUAUAUAUGCUACAAUCAAGUUGGAAAAAUUCGAAGUUCCAUUGAUCAACACAGCGAUGCAAAUAGUAUCGUCUCGUGAAGAUAAACAGAAUUCAAAGAAUCAAUUGAAGGGGAAAUUUUAAAUCGACUUUCAAAUUCAAAGGAACGGCAGCAUCGAAAUAUCGAAAUACCAAGUUUUUAAUCGAAUCAAUCAAAAUCUUGGCGAUUGAUCAAUGGGUUUUAACAUAACACCAAAAUUCCAUAACAUUUUACAUUAUUGGGCAGGAUGCAGGAAAAUUCGG